This is a messenger RNA of Glossina fuscipes, 1795 nucleotides long. RefSeq names its product cell wall integrity and stress response component 3-like. Lineage: Eukaryota; Metazoa; Arthropoda; Insecta; Diptera; Glossinidae. Bases 205 to 1434 code for a protein of 409 amino acids. The record is from RefSeq and is a predicted model, not a curated record. The transcript has 5 exons.
AAAGUGUUUUUAUUACUUAAAAAGAAUAUUAGAGUUUGGUUAAUUGCAAAAAAAAUAUUAAUUAAAUAUAUAAACCGAUUUAAUAUUUUGAUCUGCGCAUUAGAAGCUCUUGCGUGUUCUUGUUUUAAAUUUCUUCUUAAGAGAUAAAGUGAACAAAGUGUUACUGUGUGUGCGAAGGGAAAAAAGCCAAAAAAAUAUAUAAAUAUGUUAACCAUGCAAAAGUUAAAUACAAACCUAAUGGUCUUUACUGCCAUUACGCUAUUCGGAUUUAUCGCUGCUCAGACCGUAGGUUCUAAGGAUCUAUUCAGAUGCCGCCAAAGCUGUUAUCAAAAGUUUGUUCAAGAUUGGCAUCACUGUAUGGACUUUGAUGAUUGUAAAAAUAUGUGCAUCACACCACCUAAUAUCAAUAGUUAUAUCCCAGAAGCGUUCAGUUUUCUGUGUUGGAAUAAUUGUGAUCAACAAUUGGGACCGUUUCCGUUGAAUAUUAAUUCGGCUUUGCGUCAGGGUUCGCUAGUGAUAACAGAUAUUGCUUGGGAUCAAGCCAUAACAAAUGCGUCGAAGCAAUGCUUGGUCACAUGGGAGGUCUCCGGAGGCGGUCUAAUGGGCAAUCUAUUGACUGAUAGCUCUACUGUUGAAUUAUCCCUCUGGUCGGAUACAAUAUAUCACGUACAAGUUACGUGCAAACAUAAGGACACCGGAGGCAUGCGCCGCUCUUAUAAACUGAUUGUUGAUACUCAUAAAUUGGGCGACAGUACAGCUACCGGUAUGCAGGCUAUUGCUUUGGAGACACCGUUUAGCAAAAGUCUACCCCAUAUUUACGGUAACGAUGCUUUGCCAGCUUCAAUGGGUGAAAACGACUCGAGAAUGCGCAUUCUGAAGGAUAGUUCCAAAGAUUUUCUAACACCUUACAAUCCAAAUGCCAUUAUCGAUACAAAGCCAUCAUUAGCAACUCCCACGACAUCGGCCACUACAGCUACCGCUACCACUACUACAACUACAACUACUACUAUUGCUGGUGCUACUACUAGUACUACUUCUGCCAUCAUCACCAUAAGUACAAAAGAUGAGUUAAAGAAUUCAUAUUCAGCUGAAUACGAAGUGGAAUCUGGUGAUACGGUAAUAAGCACUAAACUUAUCGGCGUUUCUAAUUUGGUACAAACGUCUAGCGAUUUCUUGAGCCAAUCCAUAGUACUUGCUGUGGUUGGCUCAAUAGUUCUAUUUUGUGGUAUUAUCGCUCUUUAUCUGCUUAUGCCUCCCAUACAUAAACAAGUACCUGUUACAAUUUGUUCCAUUGAUCAUGAAGUUCUAAUACAUAAUGAAAUUAUGCCCUCUCAAUCACCAUUAAAUCCUACGGUCUCACUAUGUGAACAAGAAGGAUCAUUACAAACACCAAAAACUACUGAACACAAGAAUCGUUCAACACUGCAUGUGUAAAUUGUAUGUGCGACUACAAAAUUCUCUGUAAAUAACCGUUUAAAAGUAAAAGUUGAAGUAAUGAAAAGAAACCUCAUUAACUAUAAAAGUGCGUUUGUGAUGACUGUGUACAUAUAAAAUAACAAAUGGGUGGGUGGAUGGAUUGAUGGAUUAAGGAAAGGCAUUAACUUGCACAUGAAGAGUCCUUCAUAUAGAUUAGAGCUUAUGUAAAUAUUAAAGUAUUUGUCACUGUUCCCUCCAGCAUGGCAAAGUGUGAAUGUAUAGCGAUAUUGUGUUUAGGAUUAAAAAGGGAGCAAAAAAAAUAAAAACUGAAUAAAUAACGAUUUGAUCCAUCAUUUAUAAACAAAAAACAAUAAGAAAA